Impatiens glandulifera is the source of this 1607-nucleotide messenger RNA. RefSeq names its product heavy metal-associated isoprenylated plant protein 36-like. Bases 89 to 1381 code for a protein of 430 amino acids. NCBI's taxonomy places the organism in Eukaryota, Viridiplantae, Streptophyta, Magnoliopsida, Ericales, Balsaminaceae. The transcript is spliced from 3 exons. Gene Ontology annotation, molecular function: metal ion binding. The record is from RefSeq and is a predicted model, not a curated record.
UCAUCAUUUCCACCACCAUUAUCAGACUUCUUCUUCUUCAACCUCCUCCUCCUCUCUUUCUCUCUCAACUCUUCAUUCAUUCAUUCUAAUGGCGACACCAACAAAUAUUAUUGAAGAACCCUCCGAAUCACUGAAAUACAAGACAUGGGUGCUGAAGGUUUCUAUACACUGUGAAGGCUGCAAGAAAAAAGUUAAAAAGGUUCUCGCUUCAAUACAAGGUAUUCAGAAUUUCGACGUAGACUUGAGAUUACAGAGGGUGGUCGUCACCGGAAAUGUCGACGCUGACAUUUUAAUCUAUAAACUCAUCAAAUCUGGCAGAAAAGCUGAACUAUGGCCGGAAAUAUCUAAUAAUAAUAAUAAUAAUCAGAAACACAAAAUGUCCACCGGUAGUAGAGACAAUAACAAAGAGAAAAUUAGUGACGUACAGACUAUUAAUGCCUCACCCUCUGGUGGUGCCGCCGGCGAUAAAGAGAAACAGACGCCCGGAAAAGUUGUAAAUCCGGCGACUGCAGAGCCUAGUGGUGUCGGUGCGGAUAAAGUUGGUAAGGCGGAAGUUACAACAGCCGGUGUUUCUCCGGCGAAAGUGAAUCAGGUGGAAAAUACAAAAACGGCAGGUAUUGUGACGACAAAAGUUAAUCAGCCGGAAACUUUAGGUGUUCCGACGAGUAAAGAAAAUACAACGCCGGUGAAAAAGAAUGAGGACGGCGGCGCCGGCAGCAAAGUGGAUGCCGCCGGCGGCGGGGGCGGCGGGAAUAAACCUGAGAUGGGUCCAGUGGGGAGCAGUGAAGUGGAGAAAAAAAGCGGUGGUGGUAAAAAGAAGAAAAAGAAGGGGCAAAAUGGGAAUAUGUCAGGUCCAUCACAAGAACAGAGUUGUAGUCAAGAAGAAGAUGAAGAAGCAAUAUCUGCUAAUGCGUGGAGGGGACCACAUAGGAACAAUAACAGUGUGACCCCACCACCACCACCAGCGAAUAAUAAUCCUCCACGUCACCUCCAGAAUCAAUUCCCACCAGAUUGUGAUAUUGAUUAUGCCCCUAUUCCUCGUAUGCCUAUUCCUCCUCAUGGGCCUAUUCCUCAUGGGCCUAUUCCUCAUGGGCUUACUCUUUCUCAUCCUCCUCCUGCUGGGCCUGUUUACGUCACGAGUUAUAAUAUGGCCCAUCCAACGCCUAACUACACGACGUCGUAUUACGCAUCGCCAACUCCCUAUUCAUCUUCUUCAUCGUACAACAGUUAUUAUCAAGAACAGCGGGAGACGAGGGUGGAGCCUCCUCCUCCGUCGUAUUAUUAUAAUGAUUCGUACACGAGGGUGGUGCACCAACAACAGCCGUUGGAUUCGUUCGAGAUGUUUAGUGAUGAAAAUCCAAAUGGGUGCUCAGUUAUGUGAUCAAAUCAAUUAAUGGUUCAAAAAGCUUGAUUAUCAACCUAUAACUAGCUUUCUUCAAUUAAUUAUAUACUUAUAUAUAAUUUCAUAUGUAAAAUUGGUAUUAUUAGUUAAUUAAGAAGAGAUUUAAGAGCUCUUAAAGUUUCUUCUUUUUCAUAUGUGAUUCACAAGCUUUGUGGUCCAAUAUUAAUGCUUCCAUUAAUUAACUACCUAUAAUUAUUACCUUCAU